This is a messenger RNA of Scleropages formosus (Asian bonytongue), 2272 nucleotides long. RefSeq names its product PDZ domain-containing RING finger protein 4-like. The record is from RefSeq and is a predicted model, not a curated record. The transcript has 8 exons. Gene Ontology annotation, molecular function: protein binding. The coding region runs from base 1 to 2265 and encodes 754 amino acids. NCBI's taxonomy places the organism in Eukaryota, Metazoa, Chordata, Actinopteri, Osteoglossiformes, Osteoglossidae.
AUGGGCUGUAACCUGUGCACCUUACAGAAGAGGGAGGAGCACUACAAGCUGCUGUACGAGAUCGCGCAGGUGAAUGGCAAGGACCUCUCGAAAGGCAGCCAUGAGGAGGCUCUCGAGGCCUUUCGCAGUACCAAGGACCCCAUUGUGGUGCAGGUGCUGCGGCGGAGCCCUGUUUCUAGGGGCAACGGUCACCAUCAUGAUGUCUAUCUAGUAGAUGUGUGCACACAGACUGACAUCACAUUUGAGCACAUCAUGGCCCUCUCCAAGCUUCGCCCUGCCACGCCUCCAGUGCCCGACACCUGUCCCUUUCAUCUUUCUGAUAGCUGCCACUCACUGCAUACUAUGGAGCACGAGUACUACGAGGGCUCCGAGUUCCUCCCCAGCCUGCCAGCGGACAGCGAGAAAGCAGACACCUUCGAGUAUGAGGAGGUGGAGCUGUAUCGGCAGAGCAGCCAGGAGAAACUGGGCCUCACACUGUGCUAUCGAACAGACGAUGAGGAGGACGUUGCCCUCUAUGUCAGUGAGGUAGGGCCCAACAGCAUUGCAGCCAGAGAUGGUCGCAUAAGGGAAGGGGAUCGCAUUAUACAGAUUAAUGGGCAGGAUGUACAGGACCGGGAAGAGGCGGUGGCACUGCUUGCCAACGAGGACAGCAGGAGCAUCCUGCUGCUGGUGGCGCGGCCUGAGAUGCAGCUAGAAGAGGGCUGGCUAGAUGAGGAACACGGAGACUUCCUGGAGGAGCUCAAGAUGGAGGUUCUGGAGGGGGCUCGGUGCACAGCUGUCCCCCAAAAGCAGCUCACAUUACCUGAGGACAACAACGUUACAACAGACAUGGACACCUUUUCCAAGGGAAACCAAAACAAGGAUGGUGGAGUGAGCCAGAAGGACAGCAGUAUGCGACAUGAGGUGCACUCUGACAAUGAGCCCCAAAACCUUGUACAAAACAGACUGUCUCGAUUUUUAAGAGGCCCAAGCGUGGGGAGUCUGGUCCAGGAGACAUCCGUUGACUCCAACACACAGAGCAAUGAAAGCCUGGGCUCAGAGGAGCACCUGGGACUCCCCACACCACAGAAAGAGGAGGAGGAGGAGGAAGAGGAUGAGGAGUGUGACCACUUCCAACAGCUCCUGGAGCUCAAGUGCCAGAUUCGCAACAGUAGCGAGUAUGGCCUAUAUUACAGCCGCCGCAGCACCAUAGGGUGCAGCCUGACAGAGCAGACCGGGGUGGAGCAUGAACUGCGCCUCCUCAAUGAAGAGCUGAAGAGCAUUGAGCUGGAAUGCCAGAAUAUCAUGCAGGCCCACCAGCUCCGCAAAGCUCGUGACCAGAAUGGACCUCCAGGCACCCCCAGGAGCAAGCUGGCUGACAUCAGCGAGCACCCAGAGAAGUCAGAUAAGGACAGCUCGAGUGCCUACAACACAGCGGAGAGCAGCCGCAGUACACCAUUGGCCAUGGACCGUUCUCCUGAACACUCCCUGCAGAGGACGGUCAGCCUCACCAACCAGAAAAACCUGCGGAGCACGUUGGCCACAAGCCAGGGACUGCAGGCCACCAUCCUGGCCAAGGCCAGCUGCCUGAAGCAGGGAAAACCUCCUAGGACAGAGGGGGUCCUGUCCACCGGUGGAAAACACUGUGGACAUGAGAAGCCCCAGAUCCCCCAAGCGCCCUACUUGUCUUCAGACCACAACUCCCAGUAUGGGCACACCAAUGCCCCAGCCCAUGCGAGGCACUACCAGAGCUACAUGCACUUGGUGCAGCAGCAGUCAGCUAUGGAGUUUUCCCAGUGCCAGCUGAGCCUGUUGGGUGUUGACCCUAAAAUGGAAUGGAAGGUGAAGGUCCGUGCUGACGGCACACGCUACAUCACCAAGCGGCCUGCACGUGACAAAAUCCUUCGCGAGAGAGCGCUGAAGAUUCGCGAGGAGCGUGCUGGCAUGACCACAGACGAUGAUGCUGUCAGCGAGCUCAAGAUGGGCCGCUACUGGAGCAAGGAGGAGCGCAAGCAGCAGCUGGCCCGUGCACGGGAGCAACGGCGCCGUCGCGAAUUCAUGCAGCGCUGCCGGCUGGAGGGCCCACGCGAAACUUCCCAGAGUGCUGGCGAGGGCCGUAAGGAGGUCAGCAUCAUUGAACUGAGUAACAAAAAAAUGAUGAAGAAGCGCAACAAAAAGAUCCUGGACAACUGGAUGACUAUCCAGGAGCUGAUGACACAUGGGGCCAAGGCAACGGAAGUCUCCGGAAGGGUCCACAAUGCCUUCCUGUCCGUCACGACUGUGUGAAAUACCC